AUGGCCAUAAAUCUCCCUUCAGAUACCGUUUCCUCUGUCUUAAACUCUGUCUCUGUGUCCAGUUACCAGUUUGCGGUGAUAUUGCUGAUCUACUUGCUCCCCCUGCUGGUCAUGUUGGUGACCUACAGUUUAGUGGGUCGCUCACUGUGGGGCGGACACAUCCCCGGAGAGGCGACCGAGCAUUACCACAGCCAGAUUACAGCCAAGAGAAAGGUGGUGAAGAUGAUGGUGGUUGUGGUGGUGACUUUUGCCCUCUGCUGGCUGCCUUACCAUGUUUACUUUAUUCUGGGGUCAUUUAACAGAGACAUUUAUAAACAACAUUACAUUCAGCAGGUGUAUCUUUCUAUUUUCUGGUUGGCGAUGAGUUCGACUAUGUAUAAUCCAAUUAUUUACUGCUGUUUGAACCAAAGGUUUCGGGCCGGUUUCCGUCACGCUUUCGCUUGGUGUCCCUUCGUCAAAGUGUCAGAGGAAGACAAGAUGGAGCUGCAGUACACGCACACCUUCAGAGUCACGGUGACGCGCAGCCGCCGCAGUGACACCUCAAACACGCACGCCUCCAUCAAAGCAUGCAACGCAAACUCAGAGAAAGACGCUUGCUUACAGCGGAAAAAGUUCCCAUGCAGCAUUCAAAACUCCAAUGUGAUUACGAAGCAGGAUGACUCCAGAAACCCAGCGUCGAAGACAGUGGCGCACGACCUCUGACCUCCGAGCAGCAUCAUGUUGAAAACACAGCAGAAAGAGCAGGAGCUGUGGAAGUCUAUUGAG
Molecule: messenger RNA, 765 nt
Organism: Poecilia latipinna (sailfin molly)
Lineage: Eukaryota; Metazoa; Chordata; Actinopteri; Cyprinodontiformes; Poeciliidae
Gene: tacr2
Product: tachykinin receptor 2
Exons: 5
Coding region: 1-702 (233 amino acids)
Biological process (GO): positive regulation of flagellated sperm motility; G protein-coupled receptor signaling pathway
Cellular component (GO): sperm midpiece; plasma membrane
Molecular function (GO): substance K receptor activity
Source: RefSeq, a predicted model, not a curated record